UUGACUUCUUCUGAUUUUCUUCUUCUUCUUCCUCUCAAUUGAAGUGCAUACCUCCAUUAAUGGAUACCUUUUUCAUCAGCCAUGGAUCACCGAGACUUCUGAUCACUGAUAGGCCAGCGAGGCGCUUCCUAGAAUCAUGGAAGUCAAAUAAUUUAGAUGUGACGCCUAAGGCUAUUUUGGUAAUAUCCGCCCACUGGGAGACUACUGAGCCAACCGUGAACGUCAUUAAUGGCGUUAAUGACACCAUACAUGACUUCUACAACUUCCCAAAACAUUUUUAUGAGCUCAAGUAUCCUGUACCUGGGGCACCAGAACUAGCCCUGAGGGUGAAAGAAUUGCUCCGAGAUGCCGGCUUUAACAGUGUGGAGGAAGACAGAGCUCGUGGGCUCGACCAUGGGGCCUGGGUCCCAUUGAUGCUCAUGUACCCGGAAGCUAACAUACCAGUAUGCCAGCUUUCAGUUCAGUCUCACAAGGAUGGAACAUACCACUAUAACAUUGGUAAGGCAUUGGCUCCACUCAGGGAUGAAGGUAUUCUCAUUUUUGGAUCAGGGAGUGCAACGCAUAAUCUAAAGUUGCUUGACCGGGAUGAUGUGGAAACACCCAAUUGGGCUGUGGACUUUGAUAAUUGGCUCAAAGAGUCUCUCCUCAAUGGAAGGCAUGAAGACGUGAAGAACUAUGAAGUGAAGGCUCCCAAUGCUAAAGCUGCACAUCCAGAACCUGAACACUUCUAUCCCGUGCAUGUUGCUCUCGGUGCUGCUGGUGAGAAGGCAAAAGCAGUGCAGAUUCAUCAAAGCUGGGGGGCUUCUUCACUCUCUUACUCCUCCUACAGGUUCAUGGCGCAAUAGUUCACGCACCAUGAUUUGUGAAUUGAAGACAUAACAUGGGAGUGGCAUCUAAUUUCUGUAGCUUGGUUUCGUUUGAAAUGUUCUCUUUUUUCUUUCUGUUGUUGAUGAAUGAAAUUGAAAAUGUGGCUUCCUUAUU
Messenger RNA from Phalaenopsis equestris, 981 nucleotides. RefSeq names its product 4,5-DOPA dioxygenase extradiol-like. Lineage: Eukaryota; Viridiplantae; Streptophyta; Magnoliopsida; Asparagales; Orchidaceae. The record is from RefSeq and is a predicted model, not a curated record. Bases 60 to 845 code for a protein of 261 amino acids. The transcript is spliced from 3 exons. Gene Ontology annotation, molecular function: ferrous iron binding; oxidoreductase activity, acting on single donors with incorporation of molecular oxygen; zinc ion binding.